AUGGAUUCCACAGACCGGAAGUUCCAGCCGUGCCAGUGCGGCUAUCAGAUAUGCCUGUGGUGCUGGCACCACAUCAUGGAGAUGGCGAAUAAGGACCAUCUAGAACCUCGCUGUCCAGCCUGCCGUUCUCCCUACAGCAAAGACAAGAUCGCAUCCAACGGUCCCGAUCUCGACGAUUUUACCGAGUCGGAGAAGCGAUCCAAGUCGAAGUCCCGUCCAAAGAGCGCGUACGCGACGGCGGAAGGCCGGCGGCAUCUGAGCAACGUGCGCGUGGUGCAGAAGAACCUUGUCUACGUCGUCGGUAUCCCGCUCUCCGUCGCGGACGAAGAGACUCUGGAGCGGCGCGACUACUUUGGUCAGUACGGCAAGGUCGUCAAAGUGGCCGUCUCGCGUUCCAAUUCCUCCUUCGGCGGCUCCGUCCACCCCCCCUCCGCCAACGUGUACGUUACUUAUCUGAGGGAGGAGGACGCCCUUCGGUGCAUCCAGGCCGUUGACGGAUGCCUCUUCGAGAAUCGAAUCCUCAGAGCCUGCUUUGGCACAACUAAGUAUUGCAACGCGUGGCUGAAGAAUCUGGUAUGCAACAACCCGGACUGUUUGUAUCUUCACGAGUUUGGCACGCAAGAAGACAGUUACACCAAGGAGGAAAUGGUGCAGAGGCAUGGCGUCAGCAAGCACCCGCCUCCGUACUUCGAUCCGUCGCAUUCUGUAAACCGCCGUGCAGCCAAUGGUCUGCCACCCUCGCUCGACACGCAUAUGGAAAAGAGUUCAGCUGCACCGCCAGCGAGCCAUCCAGCAACGACAGCCAAGGUGUUCACGCUGGGGCCGUCAACGGCGCCCAAGACUGGAGGCCUGCUGCCCGCUGCCGCCUCGUGGGGCUCCAAGGCGUCACUGGCGGGGAAGGUCGUUCUAUCAGCGUCCAAACCUGCGUCCACCAGUACAGUCUCCUCAGCAAUAUCAGUCCCUGCCGCAAAACCCACGUCUGGAUCCACGCACACAGCAUCUUCCUCGUGGUCUUCAUCCAACGGCCCACAAUUGUUCAAACCAUCCGCAGCAGUGCUUAGUGGCCGGGUGAUCCAAGCCAGCGCGCAUUCCCCGCCGGUAAUCUCGCAUGUGAACGCCACACAGGCCGCGGCUGGGGCGGGGACGGGGUUCGGAUCGCUGCAGGACAAGCAGGUGCAUGGCAAGUCACCGCCUAGCAUUCUCUCGCAAUCGUCAACUGUGCGACCCGCAGCGUCCACCACUGUGGGUUUCCAGCCGUCUGGUCUCUCGAGUUCCGCUGCCUCUGUCGCUAGAACAGCAGCCACAGCUGCGCUUGCGUCAGGGCCCGGGAAACCGUCAGCAGUAGGGGCAGCGCAACAGAAGGUAGCAGCUGCUGCCGCCGCUCCUGGUUCGGCUGGUUCGUUAGGUUCGGCAGCUGUUGGUUCGGUUGCAGGGGGUUCUGCGCGGUCUAAGGCUCAGUCGCCGUCGAAGCAGAGGUCUCGGUUGGUGGUUCUGGGGCACACGGCGCAGGCUAAGGCUUCGUCUCUGGGCAGGGAAUCGCCCACUCCAGCGCAGCUCGCGUCGUCAGGUGCCGCAUCAGGUGGUUCUUCAGGUGGUUCAGCAGGUGAGCACGACUACGCGGCAGCUUUAGCAGGCCGGGCUGCUGCAGGAGGCGCAGCGGCUACGGGCAGCAGCGGUUCAAAGAAGGGAUUGAACGGGACGCAUGCGCAUAAAGGGUCAAGAUCUGAGGACAUGGAAGGAGUGGAGAGCGGUGAUGCCAGCGCAAGCGCCGGUAGUGCUGUUAGUAGCAGUAAGAAGGGCGCGAAGGACAGUAGCGUUGAGAAGGGCGGUAGGGAUGGGAAGAGUAGAAAGGGUGCGAAGGACGAAGCUGGUAGAAGUGGUGAGGCUGUCAAAAGUGAUGACUCGAAGAAGCGGGCUUCGAUGGAGGAGUGCGGAGAAGGUCGGGAAGGAGAGAAGGAGAACACGGGAACGCAGAGAACAGGAGGCAAGGCUCACGGGCAGCAGGCAGAGGGUGCAGAGAAUGCGGCAGGGAAGGGUGGGGGCGGGGGCGGGAAGAAAGGGAAGAAGAAGAAGGGCGAGAGCGGCGUAGUGAGGGUGAUGGUGGAAGCGGAUGACUCGCGCAGCUGGGAGGAGCUGCAUGGGGUAGAGGACGAGGAGGAGAAACGACCGCGGGAGGCGGGUGAGGCGCGCGCGGAUGGAAAAGAAGGUGCGCAGGCGAGUGCGAAGAGCGAAUUGCAGGCUAGGGUACUGGCGUUUGAUCCUAUGCGGCUGGAUGCGCAGAAGGGGAAAGGGAAAGGCGGUGAUGUUGGCGCAGGAGAGAAGGGGUCUGAUGGGGGAGAGGACGGCGCUGGGGUGGAUAAGGGGAAGGGGCGGGGUGACGCGGAUAAGGGCGCGGGGAAAGUGAAUGGGCAGGCGGAGAAAGGGAAGGGCAAAGGGGCUGGUACAGAGGAAGGGGACAAGGGGAAGGCGAGAGUGGGUGGGUCUAAUGAAGGAGAGAAGAAUUCAGAAAAGGUUAAAGGCAAAGGGCAGUCAGAAGCGGAGAAGAAGAAACUUAAGGGGGCAGCAGCAAAGGAUCCUGAUAAGGAUAAGUCAAAGGGGAGGGCGGAGAGGGUGGAGAAGGUGGAGAAGGGUGAAGGAGCCUUGUCAAAGCGUGCAAAGGCUGAGAGUAAUACUAAAGAGGAGGUAGCAAAGAGUGCCACGUCAAGUCAGGAGCGCGAAGUUGAUGUGAGCCCGUCAGACAUGGAAGGAGAUAAGCAGGAAGCGACGCAGGAGUCAGGGGGCGAUUCGUCUAAGAUGGAUUUAGACGUGGAACCGGAAACAUCAAGAGAGGCAAGCAAGGACGUGGAUCUGAAGGAGGAGAAAAAAAUCAAGGAGGAAAGAAGGACAGAGAAGGAUAGAAUGACUGAGGAGGAGAGAAGUUCAAGUGAGGAGAGAAGGAGAGGGGAGGAGAGCCUUCCAGAGGAGGAUGAGCUCUCAGUACUGAUCGCUGGGGAUGUGAUGGCGUCCGCAUCAGCAGUCCAGCUUCCAGAGAGUAGCGAAGGGGCAGACAGUGCUGCUGAACGGCAGUCUGAUCAAAGUAAACACGCUUCUGUGGCUGAUGCUGCUGACAGUGCAGGUGGCAUGGGGGGACAAUCGGUUAAGACUGUGUGUGUGCCGAAGGGCAUGAACGGGAGCAUACUGCCUGUGCAGAGAAAAGCUUUGGUAGAGGCUGCAGAGCCUGCGGGAGGCGAGGGGCGUAGGGACGGAGGGCAGCGGAACGAGUCGAAUGUAAUUGCGGAUAUUCUUGGCAUGGAUGCUGACGCGUGGGGCACAGGCGCGUUUGGGUCCUCUGGUGUGCUGUCUAAGCUGCUCCGAGGGAGUUUUAAGGACCCACUGCCAACACCAGGAACAGGAGAAGGUGCAGGGGUAGGAGCAGCGGGUGAAACCGGGGCAGGGGCAGGGGCUGGAGCAGGGGGGCGGGAGUAUGCAGUUCCAGGAACAGAGGCUUCUAGUGCCGCUGCCACGAAUUGGGAAGGAGUGGAAGCGAAAUCAGCACCGGCGCCUGCAUCUGCACCUGCACCUGCGUCCGCACCAGCACCCGCCAUCCCCUCUUCCCUGUCGCGGCGAUCCCGGUUCCGUUUCGCACAGGAAGAGGCUGGGGCAGGUACAUCUGGGGAGGGCGCAGCUGCCAGUGCAGGUGGUGCCAACGGCCAGGGGGUUGGGCUUGAAGGGGGUGGGCUUCAGAUGGGGGGCCUUCAUGGGACGUUUUUUGGCUCUCUUGGCUUUGGCUUGGGGGUCAGCAGCGGUGGUUUGGACAGUGGCGCGAGCAGCGCGAGAGCUGCCAAUGCUGGCAUGGAUGUCGGUGAUAGUGGGAGUGAGAAGAAUGCGGGCCAUGAUUUGCCUGGCAGCCUCAAUAAACAGCAGCAACAGCCAGUGCAGCAGCAGCAGCAGUUGUGGAAGCCGGAAGCUACUGUGGGGUCAGUCCAGUUGUCCUCAUCCAAAGCACCACAGGAGAGAGCUGCAGCACCCCUAAACCCAUCCCAACCGUCCGAAACCCCUGCAUCUGAAGCGACCCCAGACUCACGACCCCCCACCCUGACUACCUCUAGAAGCGGCAGCUUCAGGGCAGGCUCUACGGGAGUGUCAGCACUGGCGCCCCCGCCUGGCUUUUCCAAGAGGCCUGACUCUGUGCCUCCUGGCUUUGGCCGCACGUCCCCAGCACUCCCAGGCGCCAUGCAGCCGCCGCCCGGCUUUGGACCUCUCCCCGCCAAGACCCCUCCCUUGCCGGCCUCAACAGGGGCGCCAUCAGCACCGCCAGUGCCUGGCCUGGAAUCAACCCUAGAAAGUUCUGCAGCAGCAACAGGACGAGCAUCCCCAUCAGUAAACUCACAGCACCUGACACCCAGCGAUACCAGCCAGAACCCAUCUUCUCUCCCACCGCCUCUCGUAACCAUCGCAUCAACCUCCUCCCCAGAUCCGUCAAGGACCCGAGCAAGUGAAAACUCGAAUUUUUCUGGGGGGGAUGAAGCAGCAGGGCGGGAGGGUGGGUAUAGUGACAUGGGGCCCAUGGCAGAGCUAUUGAUGAGAAUAGGCGUUACAGUGAACCCAGGUGCACCUGCUGGCGCGAGCUCUAGCCUAGCUUCGGAUUCAGGAGGAGCAAGAUUUGAUGCAGGUAGUGGUGCUGUUGGAGCAGGGUUUGCUUCCAGGACUGAUUUGCCGCCGAUUAAGGAGAGAGGAGUGGUAGAAUUGGCAGGAGGAGCAGAGGAGAAGGAGCAUGGUUUGGCUGAGCCGCUGGGGGGGCUGUCGGGUCUGCCUGGUCUGUCGGGUCUGUCUGGCCCAUCAGGGCUGUCGUCUGGCCUGUCUCGUAUGAUAGCCACUGUGCCAAAUGCAAAUGGGCAGGGCUCGCAUGUGCCCUUCACAGGCCUGCCUCCUGGGCUUGGCAGCACGCGGGCCGGAUUUGGGUUUCUGUCCGGUGCAGGUGGUGCGUGGGGCGGUGGAGAACGGUUGGCAGGUGCGGGUUUGGCUGGUUUUGGGCUGAGGGAGCAGCAGACGCAGAGGAUGGUGGGAGGUGGUGGGUUCAGGGAUAUUGGGCAAGGGGAUGGUGCUCAGAUGUUGUCGUUCCAGCAGCAGCAGCAGCAGCAGCAGCAGCAGGUGCAGCAGCAGCAGCAGCAGCAGCAACAGCAGCAGCACCAGCAAGAGCAGCAACAGCAGCAGCAGGUGCAGCAUCACUUGCAUCAUGCACACAUGCAUGCUCAGAACCACAUAGCCCCUUCUCCCCGGCAGCAGCAGCAGCAGCAGCAACAUCGCUUCCCUACCCAGCCCCCGCCUCUGGACCUCUGGCAGUCAACACUAUCCGUGCGGGAGUCGAGGCAUGCCCGGAUGGGUUUCGCGCUGCUGCCAGCAGCAGAGGGCGAGCAGCACACUGGCGGGUGGGCAGGCCAUGACAAGCGCAGCUUCCUCGGACAGGGCAUAAAUGGCGCACCUUG
Messenger RNA from Closterium sp. Yama58-4, 5465 nucleotides. The record is from the annotation of a GenBank genome assembly. NCBI's taxonomy places the organism in Eukaryota, Viridiplantae, Streptophyta, Zygnematophyceae, Desmidiales, Closteriaceae.